ACUUUUUUGUUUGGAAACAUGUUUUAAUCAAUACAUUUUCAAGAAUUCGUUUGGGAUUAGAAGGAACACAUAGUGAGAUGAACAUUGGUGGUUUUUUAACCUCUGCUGGGAUUAAUAUAGCAAUAUGCGUGGUGCUUUUUUCCUUGUAUUCUAUACUGAGAAAGCAACCAAGCAACAUGAUUGUGUACUUUGGGAGGAGGAUCGCUUCAGGACGGGUUAGACGGAAAGAUCCUUUGUGCUUAGAUAGAUUUGUGCCUAGCCCUAGCUGGAUUUUGAAGGCCUGGGAAACUACUGAUGAAGAACUAUUAGAAAUUGCUGGUGUAGAUGCUGUAGUUUUCAUGAGGAUAAUCGUUUUCAGGUCGCUAACUCCUCCUUGGACAAUGAAAUCCUCUGAGUAUAAAAGCAUCACAAAAAUGAGGCUAGUAUACAUUACUGGGUCUCUUCCUAAUCCAAGUCAUUUCACAGUUCUUGUCCGUGGUAUCCCAUGGUCUCCAACACAAUCAUACAGUGACACAGUGAAAACAUUCUUUACAAACUAUUAUGCAUCAAGCUAUUUGUCACACCAAAUGGUAUACCAGGCUAGUAAAGUUCGGAAGCUGAUGAAUGAUGCAGAGAAAAUGUACAAGAUGAUUAACACUGUUGCUGUUGAACCAGAAACAAGUUUAAUGCCGUGCUUUUUUUGCGGAGGGACCCUACAAUCCUUUAAGAUGUUUAAAGAAACAGAAAGUGUUAACAGUACCACCAACCUUGCUGCGGUGGAACUGAGUGAAAAAAUUAAAAAUCUUGAAGAGAGUCCAGCUGCUUUUGUUUUCUUCAAGACUCGUUUUGCUGCUGUCAUUGCUGCACAAGAUCUUCAAUCAUCAAACCCCAUGUUAUGGGUGACUAAAUUAGCUCCUGAACCACAUGAUGUUUAUUGGUCUAAUCUCUGGAUACCAUACAGACAACUCUGGCUUCGUAAAAUAGCAGUUCUUCUGGCUUCUAUAGCCUUUGUGGUUGUGUUUAUUGCCCCAAUUUCAUUUGUAAACAUCAUGACCAAACCAAAUAAGCUAUCACAGAUAUUUCCAUUUCUCAGAGAAAUUCUAAAAAAGAAGUUUAUGGAACGGCUAAUAACAGGUUACUUACCAAGUGUGAUUCUGAUCUUGUUUCUUUACACUGUUCCUCCAACAAUGAUGCUAUUUUCAAAACUGGAAGGACCUACCUCACUAAGUGGAAGGAAAAAAAGUACAUGCAUCAAAAUUUUGUACUUCACAAUUUGGAAUGUUUUCUUUGUCAAUUUUCUUUCUGGGCAUUUUAUCGACAAGUUCAAAGUGUUCUGGAGUGUAAGAGAUAUACCGUCACAACUUGGCAAAGCAGUGUCAAAUCAGGCUACAUUCUUCAUGACUUAUGUUUUAUCUUCUGGGUGGGCAAGCUUGGCGUGUGAAGUCAUUCAACUUUUUGCACUUCUCUGCAAUGUUAUAAAAAAAUUCGUACUCAGAAUGAAGGACGAUCCACCAGAUGCCGUUUAUUCCUUUCCACAUCAUACUGAAAUUCCAAGACUGCUUUUGUUUGGGCUCAUUGGCUUUACUUGUUCUGUCAUGGCGCCAUUGAUCUUGCCCUUUUUGUUAGUCUACUAUUUCCUUGCUUAUCUUGUCUACCGAAAUCAGAUUCUCAAUGUAUAUGUGUCAAAAUAUGAAAGUGGGGGGCGAUUCUGGCCUAUUGUUCACAACACAACAAUCUUUUCAUUGGUGGUGACACAAAUUAUUGCUCUUGGAGUUUUCGGAAUAAAACGAUCACGAGUUGCAUCUGGUUUCACCAUUCCAUUGAUUAUUUUGACUUUGCUGUUCAAUGAGUAUUGUAGGCAGCGGUUUACCCCCAUUUUUAAGAGGACUUCUGCACAGAUUCUAAUAGAGAUGGAUCAACAAGACGAGCAGUCCCACCGGUUGGAACAAAUUUAUCAACAGCUCCAAUCUGCUUAUUGCCAGUUUCGGUUCAGAUAUCAUGACAUGUCCCGAGUUGGACAUAGUCAUCGUCAUGGAGAUUGGGAUAGCAUUAAAGAUCCAGAGUCUCUAAAGUCAGGAAAGCAUCUUGUUGAAUUUAAUAAACCAUGGAAUGUUAAUCACAACUUGGAGUGGGAAGCGAGUAGUGGCAAGGAAAUUAAUUAACUGUAUUGUUGAUAAUACAUGUCAUCGCACUAAAAUUUCAGCUUAUGCAUUAGCACCAAAAAUUGUGCCAAUGCUGCUUGCAACCAAGGUUGGGAAAUCCCAACAGAAAUUCACAUAUAGUGGGUUGUAGAGGAGGGAGCGGAUACUAGAAGCGGUUACCAGUGGGACGUUUAGGGGGCCAAAAUUUAAUGCUGCCUGCGAGAUUGUAUUGUAUAUAUUUUUUGUUCUGUAUACUCUCUAGGGGUGAGGAAAAUAUACAAAAACUUUGAUAUGGAUACUACAUAUGUGCAGUUUCGAUUCAGGACUCAGUUUUCUCUGUAAAUUACCUUCAUUUGUGUAACAAGGGGAAAGCCACAUUACAUGCUGUGCUUUAGGAAGUUUUUGGUUAAUGUUCUGUAAAUAAGAAGCAGUUUCUAUU
Messenger RNA from Rubroshorea leprosula, 2559 nucleotides. The record is from the annotation of a GenBank genome assembly. NCBI's taxonomy places the organism in Eukaryota, Viridiplantae, Streptophyta, Magnoliopsida, Malvales, Dipterocarpaceae.